GCGGAGAAGAUGAAUUUAUCAGGCAAUAAUACAUGGCAGGCUGUGUUUGUACUAAGAUGCAUUCUUCCAGAUAUGAGGUGCCCACAUGUGCAUACCAGUGACAAUUGUUGCCAUGACUACACGAAUGCUCCUCCCGGGCGUGGUAAAUCAGCUUCGGGCGCUGUAAUGGUUGAGUAUAUUAGCUGCAGGUUCAGAGAAACAGAAACAGCACCCGGAGUAAAUUGGCUGUCAUCCGAUAUCUAAAAUCUGUACGCCUCUCAUCCCGUUCUUCAUUCCACAGACAUUUUGCCAUGCUAAGUCAAAUUACCGCUGCUAACGACUCGGAGUCCCAAUCUCAGCCUGCUGAUUCUUAUCGGCCCACCACGGAUGUGGCAGUAGGAUCAAUGGGUGAUACGCCAAACAUAUCUCUCAUGACCGACGGUGCUCGUUACAUGAUGUAUGGCUACUGUGUUUCUCACACCUGGUUGCUCAUGUAUGCUCGGCAUCACAAUCUCGUGACGAACAACCAACGUCCAGAUGAUCUGAAGGCAAUUUUCGAUAUCCGCAAGAGGAUCAACUGGCACGAUAUCAGAUCCACCACUGUGCCGACGAAGUGUGUAUACAGGAUUCUUCACAAGGACACAGGUGGCACUUUGAAGUCCAUGAAGGGUCUAGAUAUUGUGGGCAAUACUGGGUUUGACCAUUGUUUUGUAUUUGCUUCCGGUUCGAACAGGAAUGCAACUGCGCUCGCCACCGCCUUGGACCCAGAGCAGAUCCGCUUGGUCCAGGAAGUCUUGUGCAUAACUUCAUCCCCACAAUGGUAUCUGAGGACGGACAGAGAGCUCCCUCAUCAACCAUAUGAUGGAUAUAAAGCUCAUCCUGAUGACGAUGUUGCAUCUCCCGCGCAGUACUUGGGGAAGAAUGCGACUAGCAGGAAGUGACGAUGGACAAAUGUAGCAGUGAUCAUUUGGUCUUAUUCCUUAUGCGCCACCAUUGUUCAAGCUCCCUCAAUAUAGGCCGGCUUGCAUGAGCCACGCAGCAUUGGUUGGAUGGAUCACCGAAACUUCUGUAAUCUUUGUGUCACGCGUUAUUUUCAUGUUUCUAACACCGAAUCAGCAUACUUGACUCUUUAAUCUUUUUUGGGAAGCGAAGGAGACAUACAGUCACGCACUGAGUUUGAGUCAGUCGUUAUAUAAGCAUACU
This is a messenger RNA of Somion occarium, 1182 nucleotides long. The record is from the annotation of a GenBank genome assembly. NCBI's taxonomy places the organism in Eukaryota, Fungi, Basidiomycota, Agaricomycetes, Polyporales, Cerrenaceae.